AUUUGCCGUUGAACAAUUAGUAAACAUUUGAUCGUUUUAGCAAUUACAUCUCGAUAUGUUGAAAGACAAAGUAUUUACUAAAAGCGCUAUAUAUCGAUUUCCAAAAAUUUUUCAAUUCGGACAGGCAAACGCAGCUUGUCGAUUCUGCAAGAAAAUAUUUUGCUGCACAAAAUGUCGCGAUCGCCACGUGGACAAGGUGCAUCCCAAUGUGAACACCGAUUGUCCCCUCUGCGCCUCUGAAAUAUUGCCGAUACGACAGUGUGAGUCCACGAAACUGAACUUGGAGGAUGAGAAAUUAUUGUGUCACAUAGUUGACAAACAUUUGCCAUUACGUUGCCGGCUGUGCGGUGAUUUGUUUGAAUCCAGAGAAGAUUUCAAGUCCGUUGGUGCGUGCAAGUGGUUUGAACGUUGGAAUUGUCUAACAUCACCAUCCAGCCACGAGCAGCUCGAGAAGAAAUCAAAACAGUCUUCUAUAAGCGAAAGCGACUGUAACGGCAGUAGAUUUUGCACGCCGCCGGAAAUCUAUCGCAAGACCAGCACACCAAUGCUUCUUGGUCAAAAGACUGGCUUUGAGACAUUCUCCGUACCGGAUUUCAGUUUUAAAACGCCUAAGACGGACUCGUCGUCGAUCGCACAGGUCGCGAUUUCGAAGACGCAGACGAGCGAUUCGCAAUUCUUUAGUUGUCUGCUGUACAGCUCAAACGAAGAGACGACGCCUUUUAGGAUCUGCAAAGAAGAACAAUUCGCUAAAAGUAAUUCAGGCAGUAGACCGAGCGUCAUGGAACAAUUCGCUAGGAAUAAUUCAGGCAAUAGACUGAGCAUUAUGGAAGUAGAGCAAGAAAAAAUUACAAACAACGAUACUAAGAUAAUAACUGCGAAUGUAAAUGAAGUGUUGUCUCCUGUAAAUAUGGACUUGACGCGGACCGAGGGUGGCAUCCUGCAGGACUCGCCUAUGUCAGAUGAUGUUUGUGAGGAUGUCAUGAAGAAGGUAAGAUUCUCCGAUCGAUAUGAAACCGCGGCGGAGUUUGGGGACUUGAUGGAGUCCUGUGUGCGAACUAUUCUCAACAUGUCGAUGGAGGAGAAUGAGUCUCAUGACGCGCAAAAGAGGGCUGCUGCAGCAGAAGAUAUUAAAGACGCAAAUAAGAGAAUGCAAAUGAACAGCAUAGAAAACACGAACACUCUGAAGGUCACGAAUGACAACCAAGCUGAAGAUACAACGCGUUCUUUAAUACAACCCCCGGAAAAUUUUUUAAACAAUUCGCAAAUCGGGAUUGUGCAGGACAACACGAAAAAUAUAAAGAAGGAGAAUCAAAAUGCUGAUGUAAACAAUGAAGUAAACAAUGGUUGGUCGAUUAUAAAUCAAGAUUCUAACAGAGUGUUGAUGAUGGUGCUGAUGGAGAGCAAUUCAGGAGGAUUGACCACCGAGUUGAUGCCUUUGAUCAGUUCAGGUCUACAGAAAUUGCAAGAACAACUUGUAUCAAAUCGUCAGUCUCUGAAUACGGCUGAAUCUACUAAGAUUUGUAGAAGAUCUAUUACGACGAUGAAGAUGAGUGUCGAGAGUGUAGAGUCUGUAGAGAAUUAUUCUGCGGACAAUGCAGGGAAAGGACAGUUUGCAUUGUCUUCUCCCGUAGAAAGCAGCGAAAAUAGUAAUAAUGGUGGAUUUCUGUCAUCCGUCGCGCAAGCUGUAAAGCACGCCUUAAAAAAUCUAUCUGUUCUGGGUUUGAGAGUACCGAAAAGCAUUGAAGCAACUGAAGUAGUCCAACGACGAGAGAUCGUCGAGAAAUUGUCAACCUCGCCGAAAUUAUCCAGCGAUGCCAGCAAUAGCCAAGUUCGUCUUGGUAAACGGUCCCGUGAGACCGAAGUGUUCUUGAAGGAAGAUCCAACUGAAUUUUCACUGGACACAAGAAGUCCCCUCGCGAAACGUCAGAGAAGAUGGUACAAGAUGAUUAGAGGACGCCUGCCGAUUAACAGAAUGCGGAAUAGCCGCGAGACAACUUCGCCCAGAGGAAUAUCAAAAGAGACGCAGGUUUUCAGUCAAGGAUCCUUGACUGUGGGCGACACAGUCUUGCCGCUUCCUGCGAGAGCAUAUCGAACUACAGACAAUGCUUCUUAUAACAAAAAAAAGAUAGAUAUGACUGAAUCAAGCAAUAAGUAAAUCAAGGAAAAUCGAACAAAACAUCGAUAGGUUGUUCGAUAGGAGGUUGCGGUUAACAGUGAUGG
Atta colombica is the source of this 2220-nucleotide messenger RNA. RefSeq lists its product as uncharacterized. NCBI's taxonomy places the organism in Eukaryota, Metazoa, Arthropoda, Insecta, Hymenoptera, Formicidae. The transcript is spliced from 3 exons. The record is from RefSeq and is a predicted model, not a curated record. Bases 56 to 2155 code for a protein of 699 amino acids.